Molecule: messenger RNA, 1554 nt
Organism: Exaiptasia diaphana
Lineage: Eukaryota; Metazoa; Cnidaria; Anthozoa; Actiniaria; Aiptasiidae
Product: tetraspanin-31-A
Exons: 5
Coding region: 124-771 (215 amino acids)
Cellular component (GO): membrane
Source: RefSeq, a predicted model, not a curated record
CAAAAGGUGGCCAUGUUGUACUUAACGCACAACUAGAAAUAUAUUGCGGCCUUCAAAUCCCUCAAAAAUAUCAUGUGUUUGAAUUAGAUGACCAAAAUUUAAUGGUAUUUGUACAUCAAAAAGAUGGCUGGGACACCAUCGCGUUUGGCAUUCAACUGUUACAAACAAGCUCUAGUUGCUUUGAACGUCAUGUAUUUGGUGGUAGGGCUUGUACUAGUAACGGUUCCUGUUUAUUCCAAGCUCAGUUCARUUUUUACUAGUUGGCCUAUUGUUGGAGGAAYAAUAACCUGUGGAGUGUUUAUACUACUUGUUGCUCUUGCUGGAUUGUAUGGAACAUGCAAACAUCAUCAAAUUAUUCUCUUUUUUUAUAUGAUUAUUCUUGUCCUUAUUUUCAUCAUACUKUUUUCAAUGUCCAUUGCUGCACUUUCCAUAAGUUCAUCCCAAGAAGAAACCUUACUKACACGUGGRUGGACUAAKCUUGGACSGAAAACAAGGGCAGAAGUACAAGAGUGGGGARAUUGUUGUGGUUUUAAAAGUAUGAACGCAACUGGAGAUUUGARACAUCCACCUUGUGACAAUGUGAAGUGUUUUAAAACUCAUGAUUGUUCAACAUGUUUUGAAUAUCUUAAAACCCAUGGCCUUGAAGACUUGAAGAAAGCCAUUGGUGGCGUUGGACUCUUCUUUAGUUUUACAUUGUUUGUAGGAGUAUAUCUUGCCUUCAAGUUCAGGCAUCUGAAAGAUCCAAGAGCAAAUCCUGGUGCAUUUUUGUAGCUUAGCAAUUGAAAGACUUUCUUGAAUACAGAGCCGACAAGAAYUGAUGAUUUCAUUGAACAUUGCCUUUAAAAAUGAAAUUACAAUCUAWAUGCUUUCUUUUAAAAAUAAACUUUAACUAAUAUGCAAAUUAAAAAGCGUCGCCUYAAGAUKCUCCAAGUUGCUGGGUCAAAAGAGCUUGGAAGCUAAAUCAGACUGGAGAUGGAACAAUGCCGUUGUGYRAAGAACGACAGAUCAUAGUUAACCAUGGACAGAUAUUACAGUUUGAAUCCCUGUUCUAUUUUCGUAUCUUAUCGAGUGGUUUUCAUGAAAUAUAAAAGUAGUAUUUGUAGUAGUCGAUACACAACGCAGUUAUUUUUAUUCGUUUAGUAUGCUUACGKUUCAAUCCGUGAAACAUUAAGUGCUGKUAAUAAACCCGUGAAMAGUGAUCAGUGCUACUCKUGGAUUUAGCGCGGUACUAUUAAACCCAAUGAAGUAAAAAACACUUGAAAUAGGUAUUAUACUAAUGCAACUUAGUACGCUUUAUAAUUAAAAAAAGAAAAAGAUCAUAAAUAUAAUCAUUAUUAAAUCAAUGCUUUUUCAUGCUGUGUGAAAACCUGGCAUAACAUAACGUCCUCGUAUCAUCUACUAAGGAAUCUAGAGAGAUUCCAAUACGAGGGCAAGUCGUCCAUGUUUAACGUGUUAGAAAACUAGCGAUUUUGACCAGUGAGUGAUAUCCUACACAUCUGUAUCACCAAUGUGAUCCCUGCUGGUUUAUUACAAUAAAAGAACAAAAUGAUAUCA